GCGUCCGAGCAGCUGAUUGGGAGCAGACGACGCGCCCGGACCUCUCGUUGGCCGGACGCUGGCGGCCAAGAUUAUAUAUAGAUCUCCUGGCCAUUUCUGCCGGGUUUGUGAGUGAGGCCUGAGCCUUCGUGAAGAAGCCUCCUUCCCCUCCUCUCUUGCUCUCGCUUCAUCUCACUUUCGACCUUCCGAGGAGCAUAAGGGAAAACUAGCCAGAAUGGAGCUCUCUUUGGUGGAUCAGUUAAGAGAGAAGCUCGAAAAGGCUAAAUUGUCUCGCGAAGAACUGCAGAGAAUUUUUCCUCCGAGCGUUUUCAAGAAGGACAGACACGAGGCACCACCUUAUGUCCCCUACUCCUUCCAGAAACAAAAACAGGAAGCUCAAAAAAGGCUAAACCAGCCCGGAGUUCCAGUCAAGCCUAAGAUUCCCCGGAGCCAAGUGAAGAAAUACCUGAAGGAAUUUGCUGAAGCAAAGGAAGCAGGACGUUUCGCACACCUUCCUUCGGAGCAGCUUGCCAGGCUUGAGGAGGAGGUCAAGGCAGCAGCUUCAGAUGCGGAUAAAGCAAGUGAGCUCGAAGAAUUUCUAAGGGCUGUCCGUGAAGAAGAAGCAAAAUCAAAAGAGGACGGGGAAGUUUUACAGGGAAGAGAUCACCUUGGUGGGCAAGUGCAAGGAGCCGAGGGGAUCGAUGUCCGAGGCUUAGAAGAAGGCAAGCUAUUUGAGCCGAAGCAAGAACCCUUUGUACCACCACCGAUUGAGGAAGUGAUUCCUCCUCCACCAGAAUUUCCUGCAGAUCCUUGGCAAGCUUUCCUAGACUACAUGGCGGCCACGGAAGGACAGGACGCCCAGGUGAAGAUGGGCCUGGAGGGUCAUGUAAUUGAAAGAGGCAUGCACAAGGGCAAGGGUGUCGCCGUCUUCACCAGUGGAGGCGACUCCCAGGGCAUGAAUGCUGCUGUCCGUGCUGUAGUUCGCAUGGGCCUGUAUGUUGGUGCUCGGGUAUUCUUCAUCAAGGAGGGUUACCAGGGUAUGGUAGAUGGUGGUGAGCACAUUGUAGAAGCAACUUGGUCCAGCGUCUCAGGCAUCAUCCAUAAGGGUGGCACAGUCAUCGGCUCAGCCCGUUGCAAAGACUUCCGUGACCGUGAAGGGCGCAUGAAGGCUGCUAAGAACCUGAUCAAGCGGGGUAUCACAAACCUGGUGGUAAUUGGUGGUGAUGGCUCACUCACUGGUGCCAACCUCUUCAAGCAGGAUUGGGCAGCACUUCUCCAGCUGCUGCUCAAGAAAGGUGAAAUCACUGAGGAGGAGAAAUCCAAGCACACCCAUCUGAACAUUGUGGGCAUGGUGGGUUCCAUCGACAAUGACUUCUGCGGCACGGACAUGACCAUCGGCACCGACUCGGCUCUCCACAGGAUCAUCGAGGCUGUGGAUGCCAUUGCCUCGACUGCCUACUCCCACCAGCGCUGUUUCAUCCUGGAAGUCAUGGGCAGGCACUGUGGGUAUUUGGCUCUUGUUGCUGCUCUGACCUCCGAGGCUGAUUACGUUUUCAUUCCUGAAAAUCCUCCUCCAGAAAACUGGCAGGAAAAGAUCUGUGGCAAGCUGCAGCAGGAACGGUCAAUGGGUCAGCGCUUGAACAUCAUUUUGGUCGCAGAAGGAGCAAUCGAUCAGCAGGGCGAGCCCAUUACAGCAGAAGGAGUGAAGAAGGUUAUUGUCGACCAACUUGGUUUUGACACUCGCAUCACCGUGUUGGGUCACGUCCAGCGUGGCGGUUCACCUUCUGCCUUUGAUCGUCUCUUGGGUUGUCGUAUGGGUGCUGAAGCUGUUCUGGCCCUCAUGGAAGCCACCUCAGAUACAGAACCCUGCGUCAUCUCCCUGGACGGCAACCAGGCUGUUCGCGUUCCUCUGAUGGCUUGUGUGCUGAAGACCCAAGCUGUUGCUCGAGCUAUGCAGGACCGCAACUGGGAGCAGGCUGUGCAAAUGCGUGGCAGAAGCUUCGCCAGGAACCUGGAGACGUACAAGAUGCUGACGAGGCUGAGGCCCCCUAAGCCUCUGGAGGGAAAGGCGGGACUUGUACGGCAAAACACUAUAUGGGACAGAGAUGAACUCUUGGGAGGCUUCAACUUGGGCGUCAUGCACAUUGGUGCCCCCGCCUGUGGCAUGAACGCAGCCGUAAGGUCCUUCGUGCGUAACAGCAUCUACCGCGGAGACACCGUCUAUGGUAUCCAUGAUGGUGUUGAUGGCCUCGUCGAGGGUAAUAUCCAGGAAAUGACUUGGUCAGAAGUGACUGGCUGGGUUGGCCAGGGAGGCGCUUUCUUGGGUACUAAGCGCACAUUGCCUGACAAGUACCUUGACCAGAUUGCUGCACGCUUCAGGGAAUAUAAGAUACACUCUAUCCUGAUUGUGGGUGGCUUCGAGGCCUACCACGCUCUGCUCCAGAUGUAUGAGGCUCGUGGAAAGUACCCCGAGUUCUGCAUCCCAAUGGUUGUCAUCCCGGCCACCAUCAGCAACAAUGUCCCUGGCAGUGACUUCAGCUUGGGAUGUGAUACCUCCCUCAAUGAGAUUGUCGAGAUUUGUGACCGUAUCAGGCAGUCGGCUCAAGGCACCAAACGUCGUGUGUUUGUUGUAGAAACCAUGGGUGGAUAUUGUGGCUAUUUGGCAACACUUGCAGGUUUGGCUGGUGGAGCAGAUGCUGCUUACAUCUAUGAAGAAUCAUUUGGCAUUCAGGAAUUGCAACUGGAUGUUUAUCACAUGGCAGCCAAAAUGGCUGAGGGAGUCCAGCGUGGCCUGGUUCUCCGCAAUGAAAAUGCCAAUGAGAAUUAUACCACAGACUUUAUUUUCCGUCUCUAUUCUGAGGAAGGAAAGGGCAUCUUCAGCUGUAGGAAAAAUGUGUUGGGUCACAUGCAACAGGGUGGCUCUCCAUCUGUGUUUGAUCGUAAUAUGGGCACCAAGAUGGCUGCCAAGGCUGUUAACUGGAUGACUGAGGAGAUGCUUAAGUAUCGUCGUCAAGAUGGAUCCGUUUUCUGUGAUGAGGCUUCAACGGCAGUAUUACUUGGUCUGCAGAAGAGAGCAUAUCAGUUCCAGCCCGUGGCAGAGCUCAAGCGCCAGACAGACUGGGACCGUCGCAUUCCCACAAAUGAAUGGUGGCUGAAGCUGCGUCCUCUCCUCCGAAUUUUGGCCAAGCAUGAUGCCGCCUACCAUGAGGAGGGCAUCAAUGUGAAGGAAGUUGAAGAAGCACUUGAUUAAGGUGUCGCAAAUAACCUCAGUGUACAGAGACCUAUGGUUACAUCUUUUGAGUAUUUAUUAAUUUUCUGGUGAAUUCUGAUGCUGAUGGAGAUGAUGUAAAGUUAUUAUUGUUGUUUUGUUUAAAGAUAAAAAUUUUAUAUUUAUUAUUUAUGCAAUCAGUGAUAGUAGGGGAAAUUAUGUAUAAAAUAUAUAUAUAUGUAUACACACACAAACAUUUUAAGUGUCAUUGUGUCAUUGUGUCAUUAAUUUAGGAAAUUGGUAAGCCUGUUUGGUCACCAGUUUCUUUCAUUAUUUAUUUUACAAGUGAGGAGAUUUAAGUUUUUGAGGACAGACAGAGUUACAUUAAAUAUUAUCCAAGAGCAGAUAGGGUAACUUAUUUAAAAUGCCCAUUAGGAAAGAGAGUAGAGUAACAGUAGACAAAGCACGGUGAAAUGUCAUUUCUGACGAUUUGUGAUAUGGGGUUCUCUAAAGUUAAUUGAACAAGUAGCUUGCUGUCCUCCUGUUUUGAAAAUGAUGUAAAAUGAUACUGUAUUUUUUAUUAGAAACUCAGGCCAUACUUCUUAAACACUUUUUUUGUCUGUUUGUUUUGUAUUUAAAAAGCAUGACAAUUUCCUGUACAAAGCUUUUUUUUAUUGAAAUUGAGUAAAGCAGGCACCUACUUGGAGGAAGUAGACACUAAUCCUCAGCAAUAUUACUGAGUGUGUUUAUUUAUUGAUGUUGUAGCAAAGACAAGGCAGUAAUGUACAGUAGUCAUCAGUAUUGAUGCUUGUGCAGGUAAAUAAGACCAUAAGAGUGACUAUUUCUAUUGGGCAAGGAGUAUUUACUUUAUAUGUGUGUCUGCAAAGGAUCUGUGUGAGAUGGUAUAGUUUAAAAUGUUGAGUAAAUACCCAUAGAAAGCUUGGAAAUAUUCACCUGAUAUUUUCUUGUUUGCCAGUUAUUGUAGUUGAGCUCAUGCCAGUGCUGGUGCAUUCCAUGCUUUCAGAUAGUCUGUAUAAAUGUACUUUGAAAAUAUAGUUUUUUUUUUAUCAAUUGGCUGUGCUGUGUUCAUAUAUUUUUCUUUGUAAUCUAUAUCAGCAAAAUACUGCCACUGUUAUGAUUUAUAAAGAACUGUAAAAGCUAAGUUAUUUGCAGGAGUGCGUCUAGUCAAGCUCAGAUCACCGGGAAAAGAAAGUUUUGCACCAUCUCUUCCUCAUAUUAACCCAUAAUCAUAUUCAAGAUACACUCAUAUCUUAUUUGUCAUCCUUUAUAAACGAAGGGCUUCAUGGAACAUUCAUAUAAACUCUCUCCUCUUUAAUAACAAAAUAAUCUCUACUAGACACCAUAUCUUGUAAAUUUUCUCUUAAAUGCUUUGUUUUUAGUUGUUAUUCAUUCAGAAAUGUUCCAUGUAGCAAAACGACAGGCUUCAAGUGUGUUCAAAUUAUUAAAGCUAGAAAGUAUGCAGUAUAGUAUUAUAAAGAUUCCACAUGGCUACAAGUGUCUCAAAUUUAGCCACAGAAAAGUCUGCGAAGGUCAUGGUGGUAAUGAAAGACAAUGUUUCACAAUAUGUGUAUAUUUAUUAGUGUUGUCAAAGGAGACAUAUUAUUUACUACCUUGUAUUGUGGGCAGGCAGACCCACCAUUAACUUGAAAAAUUAGAUCAUUUCCUAUUUAUGAAGAUACCCUUUUGUAAUCCUUUGAUAUAUUUUACUCAUUUGUGCUGUACUUGUGUUGCCAAAUAAAGCUCCAUUCCUGUCCUGGGAUGAUGCUACAGUCAAAAUAUACCACUUGUGGAACGUA
Penaeus chinensis is the source of this 5004-nucleotide messenger RNA. It is a transcript of the gene Pfk, whose product is annotated as ATP-dependent 6-phosphofructokinase-like. Gene Ontology annotation, biological process: fructose 6-phosphate metabolic process; canonical glycolysis; fructose 1,6-bisphosphate metabolic process. The transcript is spliced from 25 exons. Gene Ontology annotation, cellular component: cytoplasm; 6-phosphofructokinase complex. Bases 215 to 3229 code for a protein of 1004 amino acids. The record is from RefSeq and is a predicted model, not a curated record. Lineage: Eukaryota; Metazoa; Arthropoda; Malacostraca; Decapoda; Penaeidae. Gene Ontology annotation, molecular function: monosaccharide binding; 6-phosphofructokinase activity; identical protein binding.